GUGCUGGAGGGAAAACCCAUAUUUGCUGACUGCUUUGGAAACCUGGUGCCUCUUACCAAGAGUGGACAGCACCAUGUGUUCAGCUUUUAUGCCUUCAAAGAGAACAGACUGGCCCUCUUCAUCAAGAUUAGAGACACAGCACAGGAGCCAUGUGGUCGCUUGUCCUUCACCAAGGAACCACGCACGUAUCGUACUCUUAACCACAACGCCAUCUGCAACCUUAACAUCACUCUCCCAACAUAUUCAAAGGAGUCUGAUUCAGACCAAGAUGCAGAUGAUGAGAGUGAGAGGAGUGACAAGAAAUUGGAUUGGCAGGAUGAUGCUGACAGGAAAGAAGAGACAUUAGCAAUCGUUGCAGAUCUUCUUGGCUUCAGCUGGACUGAACUGGCAAGAGAACUGGAAUUCAGUGAGGAUGAUAUCCAGUUAGUGAGAUCAGAGAAUCCUAAUUCCCUCCAAGAGCAGAGCCAUGCCUUGCUGCAGCGCUGGGUCGAGCAGGAAGGCAAACAUGCCACAGAGGACUGUCUGAUUAAGAGACUAACCAAGAUCAACCGCAUGGACAUCGUCCAUCUUAUUGAAACCCAGAUGAACAAGUCAGUUCAGGAGCAAACAUCCAGAACUUAUGCAGAAAUAGAGAAGACACUGGAUCACAGUGAAGUGUCAGUAGCCCUAUCUUCAGUGCAAGAGGAUGCAGACAGCCCCAGAGUUGUGAGAAGGGUGGAGUCAGAUCGCAGACCACCCCCAGCUGUUUCUGAAGAAGAUCUCUCAGUUGCCUCCCUACUGGAUAUUCCUUCAUGGGCAGAGCCUGUUGGACACACUCACUCCGAGAGCAUGCAUGGUGACCUGCUGGAAGAGCUUGAGAUCCCACAUGAAUUGAACCCUAACCUGUGGACCUCUGAGGAUGUAAUUACACAAGAACCUACAAGUUAUGACAACUCUGAUGAGCAAGUAAGUAUGCUUCCCACUUCAAAAGAAGCAGCACUGGGAAGCCAAGCGGCCCAGGUUUAUGAUCCCAAAGUGAAAGACCAGCAAGAUUGCUGCAGUGUUGAAGUGCAUUUCAUCAGACCUUUCCAAAGUGGCACUCAGUGCCAAGACAAAGAUGACUCCAGCCAAACCUUACCAUUGAGGCAGUGUGAUUGUGAAGAUGAGCAAGGGCAAUCACCUGAAAUUCUGAAGUUACCAUCAUCUGUAUCUAUCAGAGACUUUGGUUUGAGCCUGUCAGAGUCAGACCAGGCUGAAAUUGACUUCAGUGAGCUUUGUGGUGAGUUUAGCUAUACGCCACACCAUACAGAUGCAGCUAAAACCAUUUUCAGAAGAAAAUCUGACCCUAGCCUGGUAGCCUUGCUGCCUGCGGAUCACCAAGCAACCCUGGCUGUGACUGAAGAUGACACAAAAAUAGCUCAAAAAAACAGGCGCUCUCAGAAGUUAACUGAUGAGAUAACAGCCCAGUUCUUCAAAGUACUGCCUGGUCAUGACAAGAUCCCACAGGUUUCAGGUGUGGAUAUGGGCUUCAAACCCUUCAAGUCAAGCAAGGAAGAAAACAUGAAACCACAGGGGUACAGUUAUGGGUAUCCAGAAAACAUGCCCUUCAUUGAUGAUUCAAUUGAACCUAUUAUUCCUACAGCUAAGUACAGCAUGGUGAAACCAUUCAAAAUGAAG
Messenger RNA from Epinephelus moara (kelp grouper), 1656 nucleotides. Its product is annotated as ankyrin-3-like. Gene Ontology annotation, biological process: signal transduction. Gene Ontology annotation, molecular function: protein binding. Lineage: Eukaryota; Metazoa; Chordata; Actinopteri; Perciformes; Serranidae. The transcript is spliced from 9 exons. The record is from RefSeq and is a predicted model, not a curated record. The annotation marks the transcript as partial.